Molecule: messenger RNA, 6485 nt
Organism: Porites evermanni
Lineage: Eukaryota; Metazoa; Cnidaria; Anthozoa; Scleractinia; Poritidae
Source: the annotation of a GenBank genome assembly
AUGUCUUGUACUUCGAGUAAGAUUAUAUUUCUUUCUGCUGUUGUUUCUUUUGUUUCAGCGCUUCUUCAGACACUGCCCAGCAAUGCAUUUAUUUAUAGCGAGGAAAAAGGAAUGGUGGAAGCUGUAUUAUUCACGGACAAAUUGUCCCAAUUUCACGAACCAUACAAUUUGUUGCAUCUCAAAGAUGCGCACAUGGCCAUUCACUGCCAGUUGAGAAAUCGAAGCUGGGAUACUAAAAGCUCUCGAAAUGCGUUGGUAAAGCUUUAUUCAGGACAAGGCAUGUCUCCUACUGUCACUUUCGUAACGUUAGACUGGUCAAAGUCGUACAAAAUCGAAGAUCUCGUUGAGGACGGUAGCGUUUAUUGGACACUGAACAUUUCAAAACACGAACUACUCGAGCACAGCCAAGGAGCGAGCAACGGCAAAGAACCGUGGACAUACAAAGUUGAACUUGGGCUGAAUCUCAACUUGUUUGAGUCUUGGGGAACGGUUGUCAUCCCAGACAUAGAACCUCUUCUUUCUGUGGAAUUUGGCGAUGAUGUUACCGAAAAUAUCGCAGUUUCACCACCAAACAAGGCUCUAUUUUGGCAGCAUCCUUGCACCCCUGGGAUAGCAAUCUUUGUGCCGUUGCAUAGAAGCGAGCAGUCUUUUACAGGUAAGCUGUAUUGGUCAUAAUUUGGGUGUUCCAUUGGGGGCAUUUCUUUGAAAAUAAUACGAGGAAUAAUCGUUCUCCAAAACGGCCGUUGAGGGUGCUGUCCCAAAGUCCAGGCCAAGAAAUAGGGAGUUCAAGGGCGCCCAAUAGCCAGGACUUUGGGAUUCCGGAGUGACUAGUGCGACUCUGUGUUUUUUGAGAUCACAGGAGGCAAGAAUUUAGUUUGAAACCUUUGGUUUGAAAUUCUUCAGACAGAGAAAUUCACAUUUUUGGUCCCAAAAUUGUUCCAAAUGUAAUUUCAAAAGGUGCUUACCAAUCUGUAUAGAAAAAUUUAGAGCUUUAAGAUUGGUUAACUAUGCUGGUUCUUUAUUCAGUUAGCUUAGAUAACCAAAUGCUAAGUUGAAAGAUUUGAAAUGUAGCCAUCAGUUCAGUUUCUGCUAAAUAUUUCUUGGCAAUGUUUUAAAACAUUGUGGCAAAAUGUAAGUUCUCAUGAUUGCUAUUCUUGUAUCAGGGUGCUAUCUGGCAGUUACUUUUGGACGUUUUGCACAAAACACUACUCACUGGUAUGAUCUUCUUCACCAUUCGGCACAACAACCAGAUGUAUACUCCAUCUGUAAGGAGCCAUCAUUUGAAAGCUGCGAAGGAUUGACAAUCUUAGACUUAACAGUGGUGGAUGGAUGCCUUUUAUUAGUUACUACCAAGGGUCUAAUAAAGUCAGAGUCGUUUGAGAUGGCCACAAAAGGAGUUAAUAAAACAAAGGUACCAUAACAUGUGCAUGCAUUCAGUUUCCCUCAAUCUGACUUAAAGGUACUUCAUAAUAUAGGAUAACUUAAUUUUUGGAAGUUAGCAUUUUUACCCAUCAUGAUUAUUAUUGCUGUCAUCAUCUUCAUUGUUUGUAGUAACCUACUGCUUUACUUGAGUGAAAGUUGUGUGCCUGAGGUAUCUAGGGUAGCUUUUGCUGUACUUGGCAUGCCAAUGCUUGCAAGCAGUUUUGAGCCUCCAUUGCAGGAACCCAUCACACAUUACCGUGGAAGGCAAAAAUAAGUAGACGGGUGGGUGUAGGAUCAGGGAAUGCUAAUACAAAACUGCUGGGAGGCUGUAGAACCAGUUCUUUCAGCCAACUGAUAUGAAACAGAUCUGAAAAGUUGGAAAUUUUUAUACCGGCAAGUACCUUAAUUGCAAUGCAAAGUAGUAACACUGUAUGUGAUCCUGACUUUUCCAGUGAGUAAGGGCCACUGCACUGACUGGAAGAGGCCAUUAACCUUGUGGUGGCUUUGGAAUCUUGUAUAGAUGUUUGAACUUAAUGUGAAAGUUUUUGGCAGUUACAAAAACACGCAACGCAUAAGGGAACAAGAACUCCCAACCAUAAUUAGAUAUAUUGGGAGAACAUCUUGAGCUUGAGGAAAAAGGAACACUGCUAUGUUUUCAACAAAAACAAAAUUAAACUGUUUUUAUUAUUUUAGGUGAAGUUUUACCAUGUGACCAACAUCCACUCUGUUCUUGAUGAAACCUUUAAACAGGGAACAGCAAAGUAUGGAAACAUUAAGCUGCACUACACAUCUCAGUGUGACAGCCAUGACCUGCCAAAACAAAAACAUGUGGUGUAUUUGGUUUACACACACACAAGGGUUGAUGGUGAUCAUUCCAUUCUCCUUACAAGUGAACCUCCAUUUGAUAAAUGGUCUUCUUUGGAUUUUCCUUACUUGCUGACAAGUAUGUUACUUGGUGUUGCAUGGGAUCUCCAAAGAAAUACAGUGGUAUUACUCAUGAAAGAUGCACUGGAGGUUAAGAGGAUUUUCUUCACAUAUCUUUGUUUAUCUUUUGUCUUUCUACUUACAUAUUUCUCAGUUGCUUAUUACCAUGUUCUUGAUUUGAGUUUUCAAUGGGAUUGGACAGUGGAGAUACAAUGCCGACCUUUAUAAACAUCUUAGUUAAAUGACACAGCUUGCAGGUCAUUUAAAUGGAACAUAAUGGUCAUAACCAUUCCUGGAAUACUGUUAUGCAGUCUAUAGCAAACUUUCUCCUCGUUCAAUUUCCUAAAUAUAUAACUGAGACAAGAAAGAAACCCUCUGUGGUAGCAUUACUUUUUUGAGAGAGUGGUGGGGGUGGAGGAGGUGCUUAUUUGAGUGUGGUGUUUAUUUGCUUGUUUCAGCUAUGCUGCGGGGGGAGACUCUUAUUAAGGAAAAGGUUCUUGUUGGGAUGUGAAUUAUGCUUUCCGAAAGGAAUUAUGGUAUUGGUUUUGUCAGUGUUGAGUGUUUAUUUAGCAGUUAGGAGAAGUGGACCUUGAUUGCAGUGCUAGAUCCAAGGAAGUUGAUCAGCACAGUAGAAUUACCAGUCAUGAGAUACUUUUAUUAAUAAUGAUUCAUUUUGCAUAUCGUUCUAAACAGGACCAUUCCUUGGUUGCAGUUAUUGAUCCACAAUCCCAACAACUUUUGCAGCCAACGUUUCGAUUUCCACAGUAUGUCAACUUACAAAUGAUAUCUUUCCAUGCUCAUACCCAUGUGAUUUUUGUCUAUGGAUCUGAGGUAAGUAAAUAUGAAACAUUAAGCAAAUAUAUGGUAAUUCGUUCUUCAAUCCAUCCACAUAAUCCACCUCUGGCAGUCAAACCACCCUCUCCUCCCCCCCCAUUGAACUUUCGUAUUGUCCAUCCAGGUAUCAUAAUGUAGCCUGCUCCAGAUGUUGGGAUGGUUGGGAGCUUCGCGAAGUAAAUAAAGCGAGAAAAAGUGGAGGAGGGACUUGGGAGAGCAGCGAGGGAACUCGUUUUCAUUUUUUCGCGCCCCUUUUUACUUCGCGCCCCCCUCCACUAUUUGAACGCCUGGAACAGGCUAGGGAUAAUGUUAUGCAGAUUUAAGACUUUUGCUCUCGUCACCUGCACGGUUUCGUAAGAGCAUAAUCUAUGCACCCACCAGGCCCACCACCCCAUUCAACUUUCCUUAUCGUCCAUACAAGCAUAUUAUUAUGCAUAUUGAAGACUUUUCCAAUCUUUAACUGUGUGGUUUCCUAAGUUCCUAAUCUAUCCACCCACUAGUCCCCCCAACUUCCUAUUUUCUGUUCCUGCGUAAAAUCGUGAAUUGUUUUCAUUUAAAACUUCCAUUUUAUUAUUUAACAUUUAAGAGUCCUUCAUAAAAUCGUUGUUGCGAGAAACGAGCCGCUCUCUGGCAAUUCUAGCAAAUAAUCAUUUUUUGUCGUUCUCUGAACGAUGAUUAUAAAUAUUUAAUUUUGUACAUUUUAUCCUGUCGUUGCAUAAGUUGUAGAGGUUGCGUUGGCUCACUUAAAGCUUAGUGUGAGAAGUUUUUUCCUCUGAAAAGAAGAAUUUCCAAUUACUUUGUUAGCGUCAUACAUUUGUUACUUUAGUUCUUCUUGUGAUCUAAAUCUUUAUUCCUUGGUGCAAUGUACCAAGUACCUUGAAGGUGGAUUGCAACUACUUUCGACAGCACCUACACUGUAUAAAGCAACUGGAUUUGCCGUUCAAUUUAAAUUAAAUUGUCUUCUUAUUUCAUUACCACUGAAAUAAAGAAAUUCACAAAUGUAUCCUUCUGAAAAAGAGAUUCCAACAUGCAGUAUUUGGAACAUAUAGGUGUGGCUCUCACUCGAUGGAGGGAACUCGUUUAUCCCGGUACUGGACAGGUACUUGAGGGGUGAUGCUGUGACAUCACUGUUUGCUAACACAUUGGGAGAUGGUUUUGUACUGGUUACAGACCGUGGUGCCGUGUACAGUGGCUGGUCGGGAAUUCCACGGGUUAGCCAGAUUGAACAAGCAAGCACAAAUUCCAGCUGCCUCUUCAAGAUUGCCAACUUUCGGCAGCCAAAGUCAACAAACGUAGUGUGCAUACGGAACGCCUCUAAUGCUUUAGACUUCAUUACCUAUACAAUUGAUUUAGGAUUAAGGAUUCAAGCAGAUACGAUUCUCCUUUUCAGGCCACUUCUUGUUACGUUUAUCACAGAAAGAGAAAUACAUUUUACUGCAUUUUGUGGCGACGCGUUUUUCUCAGACCAGAUUAGCUGCUCCAAUUCUUUCCUUUUGUCUGAUGUUGGACGCGUUCUACGAAUGCGAAAUGGUGGUUCUGUCAUGAUAACUAACGUUGAACAAAGUGAAACAGAUCCAGAUGAUUUCAGUCCUCGUGUGACUGGUCGUAUCUUAAAACCAAUCCCAUUUGUAAAGGAUUCAGAAUCGCCAGCACUUAAGUUUACCUUGCAAGUAAACAUUACGGACUCUUAUGCCUAUUUACAGUUGCAAAACUCUCUCAACUAUUCAGGCUGGCAAGGUGAGGACAUUGGAAAGACAAUUCAUCUUCCCAGCGGAAUCAAUCUUAUUGUAUCUUCUUGCAGUAGCAUUUCAUCUGCAAUUGGCCGGCUACCGGUAACAUGGAACAAUACUAUAACAUACUUCGGGAUAUUCGAAGAAGGCACUUGGUUUCUUAUAGACUUUCGUCCUUUUCACGCCCUUCGUCCUACCGGCUCUCCUGUACUUUACAUUAACGGCAGUCUGGCUAAAAUAGUUAAUGGAUCUGAGCAUUUUUCAUUCACAAGUGAAAUGAUAGGAGAAAUUAUCAAACACGAGCACGGGUGGGGAAGCAUCGCUGCUGUUAUCAGCAACACUUCAGUCAGUAUCAUAACUUCUUACAACUCCACACCAGAUAAUUUCACAAACAAGUGGGGUAUUUACAAGGCGCAAGUCGACAGUGAUAAAUAUACUGCUUACAUUCCGUCUCCUCAGCUUCAAGGUUGGUGGCUAGCAGAGGACAAGUGUCGGUAUUUUCUUGUUGAAGACCCGCCUAGUAGGCUCGAACUGUAUCAUUUGGAUUCUGGGGAGAAACUGUCCUUCACCCUCCAAGCAAUUAGCAAAGGCACUGCCGCAGAAAGCCCAAUGGAACCUAUGUUACGACUCUAUGUUGGAAACACUCUUUUGUUUCAUGUAAACUCACAUUAUACUUUCUUCAACAUGAACAAUACCUUACAUGUUACUUUAACAAAGAGACCCUUUAUCAGUGGGAUAUCAUCAGUUUCUGUGAGACUUCAUCAAAUUGCUUCUCUGUUAUGCAAGGAGGCGUCAUACACAGUACACGGAGGCUGUCCGCCGUCUAAAAAGUUACGUUUUCUGUACCCAGUGUUGUUCUCUUUGAAUGACUUCUUGAACGGAGAAGUCACCGACUAUAAAGGAAUCCUGAGGAACAUGAAGCUGCCAUUUAACUACAGAGCUCCCUCCUCCAGGGGUAAAGCAAUACCGAUGUCUGAAAAUACGUAUAAUGUCGAUCCACAGAAACCGCUCUAUAAAACCACAUACGCCGUAACACGGAAUACGCUACGUUAUAAACAAUGCAAAGGGAAACAAUAUCGUUCUGAGUGUGGUUGUACUGACGAAAUGAGAGGGUCUUCACUGGUAAUACACUCCGAUUGUAUAGAUACCGUGUAUAGUAUGAUGUUUAGUGAAACUCUCACACCGCGUUUCGUUCUUUUACAAGAAAGCAGAGAUACGCAUCCUCUUAGCUUUCCAUUUUAUCUCGAAGAACUAAAUCAAAGGAAGGAUUUCAUGAUUAUCUCACCUAGCGAGUUAACAUUCUCAGAAAUCUCUUCACCAGUGCUGAGUCAAGACCUGAACAGUUCUAUACAGUUUGAAGGCUCGGGUUUAUACCACUUUCGUGCUCAUGUUGUGCAGAGUAACUACACAUUCUGUGCUUUGACCGACGAAUUUAUGGUAUAUGUUGUUGACACACCCUUACCCUUUCCAGUUAAUGACAUUGUACGGGCCUGUACUGGAAUGGGAUUCGUAACUUUGUUGUUUGUCGUUUUUAUACGCCAUUUUCAUGGAAAGAAAAAGAUGAAAAAUGAUUAG